Ceratosolen solmsi marchali is the source of this 2014-nucleotide messenger RNA. It is a transcript of the gene fng, whose product is annotated as Fringe glycosyltransferase. NCBI's taxonomy places the organism in Eukaryota, Metazoa, Arthropoda, Insecta, Hymenoptera, Agaonidae. Gene Ontology annotation, molecular function: glycosyltransferase activity. Gene Ontology annotation, cellular component: membrane. The transcript is spliced from 9 exons. Bases 451 to 1686 code for a protein of 411 amino acids. The record is from RefSeq and is a predicted model, not a curated record.
CCGUGCCAUUCGUCGAGGAGCUCGAGUGUUCGGUCGAAUUCUCGAAUUGUCAGAGUUUUUAUGAGCGGUCACUCGUCGGUAAACGUAUAAAGAGAGCGAGAGAGCGAGAGAGCGAGAGAGCGAGAGAGAGAGAGAGAGAGAGAGCUUAUAAUCCGUGCAGCGCGAUGCGAGCUUGCGAGUCCAAUGUCCGCUCCUAUCGGCAGGAUCGCAGCCGGACGUGCGCAUCUCGGCCUUGCAAUGUCUGAGUCCAAGAGUCCACGAUGUGAGGGCGUAUAGGACCGUUCGAAGGCCAGGCGUAAGCUCAUCGAGAGACGUCGAACGCAGCCGGUGGCAAAUUGAAGCGUUCGGGGUUGUGAGUUGGCAUUGUCCGCCGCCUUGACUGCAGGGCAGAGAGGCGCACCCGGAGCCGGAGUAGGCGCAUGCCUGCGUCGCGACAGCGCCCUCGUCCCCAUGAGCGUCCUCCUCGCGGGCUCGGCGCGCUCGGGCCUGGUGGACUGGGGGCGCGUGCUCUGCCCAGCGGCUAACUGUCUGCUUGAGGUGGCCGAGGAGGAGGAUCAGCAGGCCGUCGUCGAGCUCGCCCUCGAGGAGCCGGGGCCCGGGGGCGGGGGCGCCAUGUCGCGAGGCCUGCCCGGUCGACGGGUACUACAGGCCCUGGUGCUCGUCCUCGCCACCGCCUACGCGACUGUUCUACUCUACCAAGCCGUCGCUCCCAGACAGUGGAUCGAUGAUCAAAGUGUUGAUGAAAUAAGCGGCGAUGUGUCACUGGAGAUGCCUCUGCCACGGCUCGUUAGAUUUGGUGUCGCAGGCGUCGUCGCCGAAGACACAGUUGCGGUCACUCCGUCGGUGGCCACUGCGACAAUAGCGCCAUUCUCCACAGAUCUUGACGACGUCUUUAUCAGUGUUAAAACGACCAGGCAUUAUCAUCAUUCUCGACUACCUGCAAUUAUCAACACAUGGUUUCAAUUCGCUAAGGAUCAGACAUGGUUUUUUACAGAUAGAGAUGACCCGUAUUUUCAUAACCAAACAAAUGGCCAUAUGAUCAACACGAAAUGCUCGUCGUCACACAGCAGACGAGCUCUAUGCUGUAAAAUGUCGGUGGAGUUCGACAGGUUCCUUGAGAGCAGUAGAAAAUGGUUUUGUCACUUUGAUGACGAUAAUUAUGUAAAUGUGCCGCGUCUGUUGAAGCUCCUCGAUAAUUACAAUCCUCGCGAGGAUUGGUAUCUUGGCAGGCCAUCGAUACCAACUCCUCUGGAGAUCGUUCGGCAGGGUUCCGAAUCCUCCAAAAGAUCCCAGAAAGUCCGAUUUUGGUUCGCCACGGGUGGUGCCGGGUUUUGUAUCAGCAGGGCGCUCGCACUUAAAAUGACACCAGUGGCUGGAGGUGGCAAGUUCAUCACAGUCGGCGACAGAAUUCGACUACCUGAUGAUGUGACGAUGGGCUACAUAAUCGAACACAUGUUGAAGAAACAACUCACCGUUAUAGAUCAAUUUCAUUCGCAUCUUGAAAUUCUCAAGUUCCUUAACAAAGACACCUUUCAUGAUCAGGUAUCGUUCAGUUACUCAAAAGGCCCAAGAGACGACUGGAAUAUUGUAAAAAUAGAUGGCUUCAGUAUUAGAGAUGAUCCAAAAAGAUUUAAAUCGCUGCAUUGUCAUCUCUUUCCUCAAGCAUCGAAUUGUCCACAUAGAUGAUUGCAACGUAACAAUUUAUUCGGAUAUUAUAUAUUAGCGUACUACUUUUGCGAUAAUUCGGAUUUCAUUAAGAAAAAUUUCUCAAAAUUAAAUGGACUAUAUGGAGUAAACAAUUUUGUAAUCAUAAAAUGAUUGCUAUGUGUGAAUGGCUGAUUAUUUCAAUUGCGAUUAAUGUACAUAACUACUAGUGCUUAAAAUUUUUUGAAGCAAUAAGAUAAAAAUGAUCUUACGAUUGUACGAAAUAUGGAAAUGGAACGUUGUAUAAAGUCGAAUUAUUUUAUACGUAACGUCAGAAAUGGUUUUCUAUAAAUAAUGUUUAUAGUAACAU